Molecule: messenger RNA, 3370 nt
Organism: Spirometra erinaceieuropaei
Lineage: Eukaryota; Metazoa; Platyhelminthes; Cestoda; Diphyllobothriidea; Diphyllobothriidae
Source: the annotation of a GenBank genome assembly
AUGAAUGGCGUCCGUCUUGCGGUAUGCUUACUCUACUAUUUUGUGUCCGCAAUUACCUUUCGAUCCCUUCUGGUCAUCAGUAGAAAAAUUCUGCCUUUCUUCAGGUUGGAGUUCUUUUACCCUGUACUGAAUGCCAUUUUUCUUCCGAUGUCGGGCCUGAUGGAUUUUCCUCACGGCCUCUGAAGCUCCUGCGUCUGUUGAGACGGUCCUCGUUGUCUUAGUGCCAAGACACUGUUAGUUUAGUUCGCUGCAGUUUCUGUUUUUGACGUUGGUACUGUUUUUCAGGGCAUGGUUCUUCUGUAAACAUCCGUGAUUUCAGUUUAGCAUACUCGGUCAGGCUAGAUCCAUAGUAGCACCCCCAUACUGAGCCGACAGCGACUCGCUUUGAAAACGUCGCGAUAGGUAUGACCAAUUAAUAGCGGAUCUUUUAUAUUUUGCAAAAAUACUACAUAGCCUGCCUUUGUUAGCUUCACGAGCCACACAGGCCGUCUUUCGUUUUCUUGCCCAUAGUGUGCAACCUUCCAUGUGACUUUAGGUUGCUUUUCACUAGCCAGGCCAGCUGUUUGCGCAUGACACGGCUGAUCUUCCGUUGGUUGUACAGCUUCAUCACCUUAAGUGUCAAUCCCACUGGUCGUGUAAGUCUCCAAGAUCAGUAAUCGACAUGCUGUAUUACCUUGGUUCAGAGCUGGCCUGCGUGCAGGCGGUGUAUCAACCGAGUCAUUUUCGGACACAUCGGAGUCCACCGCUUCUUAAGCAGUAUGUGAUGUGAUUCGGUAAAAUCAAUCAUGGGCGACAACGGAGGAUCAUCGAGCGACCAUACGAGAUCGAGGGAGGAUUUCUGGUGUUUCUGCCAGACUUCCGUCUGCCGUCCUGAUUAUCACCGACUGGUUACGGUCUCCCUAGUCAUUGUCGGUAAUAGCAUACUGCCUGUAUCAUGCGCCGCUUUGCAGCUGUUGGUUGGGCUCGAGAGAGAGCCCUUAAGGCACAACGGAACGAGUGAGCUCCGUAUGAACGAUCGGUGAGCGCCCCCUACCAUUGUAUAUUUCCGAUAGAAAACCGACAGGGCAACGGGCUCGUGGCCCAGUGAGUAGAGGCGUGGACCUCAAACUAGCAGGUCGCGAGUUCGAGGCUCGGGUAUUCCACACUUCGGGCUUAGGUGUGACUUGGCUGACGACGGCUAAUAAGCCAGAAAUGGCCAUUCCAGUCUCCCUUGUCUUUGUCGGUAAUACCAUUCUGCCUACAUAAGACACUGUUUGCGAACGAUGCCCACGGGCUCUUGCCUACACUGUCGCUUGGAUCCAAAUCCAGUAAACAGUUAGAUGACAACUCCGUGUCGGAGUGCGCGAUAAAAUAUACAUCGAGGGUCUGUAAAGAUAGCGCAGUUCAGGUGACCAACCACGUUUGCGCAAUCUACCGCAAUAAGUCGCGGUAAGAGUACAUCCAGUCCGCUAUAGAGUGCUACUAGGGAUAUAUGAAGCCUGACAACGUAUGUCGUGCAUUCGAAGUUAGCCGCUACUCCCGGCCAGUGACCCGUCUAUAUCCAGUUGGGAUUUCUACCAAGGUGGAAUGUCUGUUUCUCAUCAAGCUUUCACCCUCGAUCACAGUGAGCAGCAGUUGUUCAGUUCCAGCUUCCAUCUCUUCAGCUGCCGCAGGGCAGGGGAUGACCCGACGACAUUUGGGUUAAACGUCCCAUAAAACUAGGUUAUGUCUUAACUUGAGGCCUCGUAAAUAGUAUAGUUAUUGUUGAUUUUUAAUCCAAUCAACCUAUAAACUUAACCUGGUUUAGAAUGUGCGGCUUGUUAAGUACCGUAUUGCUUAACUCUUCCUCUACACUGCGCUAUACCAGUCAAUCAGUUGUGUUUUCUCCCCUCUUUGUUUUUAUAUGAAUUUUCCCCCACCAAGCAGCGUAAGGUUUAUUUCUCAAAUCAUGUGAAUACCUUUCGCUCAGGGGUAUUAUUCCGAGUACUUAGCGCCAUUUCGUUUGGCUCCCGACCCGUCGCGACCAUCUACUUUUAUGCCAAAAUUGCCAGAGGGAAGUAUCUAACCGGUGGUGUAGCCAUCGUUUCUCUUCAAUUCGCGAGGCCACUGUUUCUGCCCUUCGUUGGGUACUUUUUUGGCUUUCUGACAGUAAGUUUGCUCGUUCUGACGGAACCAAAACAUGCGUUGUGUUCCUUUAUGGGCUUAACUUUGUCCGCUUCAUCCUUUUGCUUAUGUACUUGGUUUUCUAGAACAUGACUAACAAUCCUGUCUUUCCAGGCUUUUCAAUUUCUUCGGGGAUCGCCAGGCCUUCUUACGAGGCCGGUCACCACCGUAAUUUCUCCGGAAAUUCAGAAAUACCAUCCUCACGUUGGUAACCGAGAGGUCGUUGGCUACGGUCGCAAUGGAACUCUACAAUAUCUUGAUGAUCUACAUUUCCCGUACCCCUCUAUCCGCUUUCGUCCCCAGACUGAUGAAGUUAGAUAGAAUUUCUAUACUCAAUUUUGUAUUCGCAGAUCGAAGUCCUCCAGCAAAAGGAGAAGGGUGAUUGGCGUCAGUUAUCAAUUGAUGAAAAGAAAAAUUUAUACCGUCACAGCUUUCGGAUGACCUUUGCAGAAGUUCAGGCACCACAUCCUCGCUGGAAGCUCGCAAUCGCUUGGGCCACUUUUAUUAUGUCGGGUGCAAUGCUUUACUUCUGUUUCAUGAAAUGCGUUGGUACGUUUCUCAUUUCUGGUCCACUUUCUAAUCUGCUUCUAGUUUUGGAUCUUCCGUCCUGCUCGUACGCCCAAAAGGAUUACAAAGAUGCCUUACUUUACCGUCGUUUGUAUAGCCGCGAUGGUCCCAUCGAUGGCCUUGUUUCGUCUUUUGAUUUCGAGAACAUGAGGUGGAAGUAGUUCUGCACGAAAGACUUGCAUGUACUCAGGGCUCUUUUAGACCCAUCAGUAGUCUAACAAAAGUGUCUUUUUCACUUCCGCCUUUUCAUCAUUAGUUAUGUUUUUGUUGCUGCUAAAUAAUUGUUGCGCAUACGUUAUGAUUAGUUUUCGCGAAUUCUGCCUGUUCUUUCGUUUGCUUGGCGUGGCCUGGCCACCAAAUCAGAGGCUAACCUGAUUUCGAUCCUCAAAAUCCGUUUCCCUAAAGCUGAGAAGAUAGUAGUCGAAGACGUCAGUGGUAAGUCACCCGUCCUCUCAAUCUGUUAUUGCAAAUGGUUAGGUGGCUGUGGCGCCAUGUUUCAAAUUUUCAUAAAGUCCAAGGACUUCGCGGGGAUGUCCGUCCUAGCUCAACACCGAGCCGUGAAGGAGGUCGGUUUGAUCGAUUUCUCUAAACGCGCUCUAUGUAGGCUCUUAAAAAGGAGAUCGCAGAUAUGCACGGGCUUACCUUGACGGUUGAAGAAUGA